Budorcas taxicolor (takin) is the source of this 1744-nucleotide messenger RNA. It is a transcript of the gene RAB32, whose product is annotated as RAB32, member RAS oncogene family. Gene Ontology annotation, molecular function: GTP binding; GTPase activity. Gene Ontology annotation, cellular component: trans-Golgi network; Golgi apparatus; vesicle. Bases 1 to 678 code for a protein of 225 amino acids. The transcript is spliced from 3 exons. The record is from RefSeq and is a predicted model, not a curated record. Lineage: Eukaryota; Metazoa; Chordata; Mammalia; Artiodactyla; Bovidae. Gene Ontology annotation, biological process: vesicle-mediated transport.
AUGGCGGGCGGCGGAGCCGGGGACCCGGACCGGGGGGCAGCCGCCGCCGCGGCGCCGCCGGAGACCAGCGAGCACCUCUUCAAGGUGCUGGUGAUCGGCGAGCUCGGCGUGGGCAAGACCAGCAUCAUCAAGCGCUACGUCCACCAGCUCUUCUCCCAGCACUACCGGGCCACCAUCGGGGUGGACUUCGCCCUCAAGGUCCUCAACUGGGACAGCAGGACGCUGGUGCGCCUGCAGCUAUGGGACAUCGCGGGACAGGAGCGUUUUGGCAACAUGACCCGAGUAUAUUACAAAGAAGCUGUUGGUGCCUUCGUUGUCUUUGAUAUUUCGAGAGGUUCCACGUUUGAUGCUGUUUUAAAAUGGAAAAGUGAUCUGGAUAGUAAAGUACAUCUUCCAAACGGCAGCCCUAUUCCCGCUGUCCUUUUAGCUAACAAAUGUGACCAGAAAAAGGAGAGUGGCCAGACUCCUUCCCAGAUGGACCAGUUCUGCAAAGAACAUGGCUUCACAGGAUGGUUUGAAACCUCUGCGAAGGAUAAUGUCAACAUCGAUGAAGCAGCCCGGUUCCUGGUGGAGAACAUUCUUGCCAACCACCAAAGCUUCCCUAACGAAGAAAACGAUGGCAGAAUUAAACUGGACGAGGAGACUGUGAAAAAAGAGGGCAAGACCCAGUGUUGCUGACUUGGCGUCUGCUUCUCUCCUGCGGGUGCGGCCUGACUGACUGGAAGCAAAGUCCUGAAACUGGAUUGCAGAUGGUGGAUGCUCUGCUCUGUAAAUCUGCCCAGGGCUGUGCCUGAAAAUGAAUGACGCCACCCUGGGAGCCUGAGACUUUCUGAAAAGGACCCUGGCCGAGGAGUCCUGCCAAUGGCUCCUCCCCUUCACCCUGAACACUUAGGCAUCUGCUGUUGUUGCCAUCAUAUUCAGGAUGUUUACGUCCUUUUCAACAACUUUUAAAAUAACAGUUGCUCAGUAUUUGUUAAGACUUACAAGUUGUGACUUUCAGUGUGAAAGCUGGAUGGUAAUAAACUUUCCUGCAGCCUCACUGUAGUUUCAUGAGUCUAUAUUUUUGUCCCAUCCUCAUAUUUGAGAGAGGCUUUUGGACUCUUAGGGCUUCCCCUGGUGGCUCAGAUGGCAAAGAAUCUGCCUGUAAUGCAGGAGACCCGGGUUCAACCCCUGGGUCAGGAAGAUCCCUUGGAGAAAGGAAUGGUUACCCACUCCAGUAUUCUUGCCUGGAGAAUCCCAUGGACGAAGGAGCCUGGUGAGCUACAGUCCAUGGGGUUGCAAAGAGUCAGACACGACUGAGCAACUAUCACUUUCUAGACUCAGCCAUGGAAAGCUGGAAGUUUCUGUUUAGCAAUCUAUUUUUCUAGCCAGAACUUUGGUACUUCAUGUAAAAUUGUUAUUCUUAAAAUAUUAUAAUUUAACUAGCCCUGGCUAGUGUAAGCAUGUGAUUAUUCCCCUUAAAUACCUUAAAAUCCCCUCCUAAGGACUCAAGAAGCACUCCCACCACCCUGGCUUUCUGAUCUGGUUGCCACCAGUUGGAAACAAUAUAAAUGAACAUCCCUCCUCUCUCCUUUGUCAGUUCUCUCCUCUCUUCUUUCUGUGUGUUUGUUGAUAACUAAGAACUCGACUGACAUUACUAUUGUAGUUCUAACUAGUCCUUUCAAAUCUGUAAUAAUGCUUUAGGAGAGAAUUUAUUUCUAAGUGUGUACAAUUAAAUUAAGAUUUCUAUAGCAGGCAUUGUGAA